GAUCAUUUGAAACGAGAACUGACACAGGCGCUUUCUUCAAAACUUACCUUAUUGUAUAGAAUCAUAUAGAACUUAGAUCGAAGUAUCUUCAAAUGAUUUUUAUAGUAAUUUAUUAAUAUUGCGUUAGCUGUCUUACAGAUUAGAUUUAUUCCUUCAUAGAGAAUAUCUAGGAGGAAAGAAAAGUAAUAUGGAAACUCCGGAGGAAUUUAUAUUUCCAUUUCCACCUUACGCAAUUCAAGAGGAUUUUAUGAAGAAUCUGUACUUUUGUUUGGAGAAUGGUAAAUUAGGGAUCUUUGAAAGUCCUACUGGAACUGGGAAAUCUCUUUCUAUUAUUUGUGGAGCAUUAAAAUGGCUCUUGGAUCAUGAGGAACGUCAAAAAAGUGAUUUGAUUGAAAAAAUCCAAGAAAUAGAUAGCAGCAUAAAAGAAUCUGAAAAAAAGGCUGACCAUGACUGGUUCUUUGUACAAUCUAGCCAAUUAGAAUUUGCUGCAGAGAGAAGAAUUCUUCAGCAGAAGCUAAAUAUGAUUAUAAAACACAACGAGAAACGAGAAAAAUUAAAGGAGAGGGUUCAAAAUAAUAAAGAGAAUAAGAAACGGUAUUACAAACCAAAGCCUGGCAAGUCUAAGGAUAGUCUAAAGGACAUUGAUCAGGAUUCAAAAGAAGGAGAAGCCAAGAAUGAUACUAUUGAUGAAGAUUUUCUUUUGGAUGAUUUUCUUGAACAUUCUGAUAGUUCAGAAGACGAAGACACUCAGGAAGAUAUUUAUAAAAAUAGUAAAAUAUACUUCUGCUCAAGAACACACUCCCAACUAAAACAAUUUGUUAGUGAACUAAAAAAAACUCCUUAUUCUGAUAAGAUUGCCCUAGUACCACUGGCUUCAAGACAGAAUUAUUGCAUCAACAAGGAAGUCAAAAAACUUAAACAUGUAAAUUUCAUAAAUGAGCGUUGUCUACAACUUCAAAAGAAAUGUACUACUGCCAAAAAGGAGAAGGAUCUCAAAAGAUUAAAAUCCUCCACCUGUUGCCCAUAUAUGCCUGGUGAUCAACAAAGGCUGAUUGCAGACAUUUUAUCAGAGGUCCAGGAUGUAGAAGAUAUUGUUCAAAACUCUCAGGAACUGAAGACUUGCCCAUACUAUGCUACCAGGAAUUCCAUUCCAGACAGUCAAAUUAUCUUAGUGCCUUACAAUACUAUUCUCCACAAAAGUACCAGGAUUAGUUCAGGAAUUGAUCUUAAAGGAAAUAUCCUGAUAAUCGAUGAAGCACAUAACUUAUUAGAAGCUAUUGAACACAUACACAGUGCCAUGAUCACAGGCAGGAAUGUAUUGCAUUGUUACAGUCAGCUUACACAAUAUCAGCAAAGAUAUCAACACCUUUUUUCUGCUAAAAACGUUUUAUAUUUGAGUCAAUUAUGCUUUUGUCUUAAAAAACUACUCAAGUUUUUUGGUGCCACGGUAAAAUCUUCUCCAGACGAUGCGUCAGAUCCCUCUAAGCAAUCUACCAAAUUUUACACAGUUGAGGAUUUUGAAACUGCUUCUGAACUAGAUACAAUCAAUAUAUUCGAACUCUUAGAUUUUGUAAAAAACUCUAAACUCAAUCGUAAACUGCAAGGGUAUCUUGAGAAGUAUGGUGGUGAGACGCAGAUCCAAGAAGUUGAAUUAAGAAAAACUGGUAUUACAGCUUUUCUGAAAACUAUUAAAGCUCACAAUCUAGCCCGUUAUGAAAUGGAGGCGGAACAAAAGGAGCUGUUGUUUGAUAAGGAAGUAUCAUCAAAUCCUCUUAUGACAAUUGUUAGUUUUCUUGAAUGCCUAAAAUCUAGUUGCGAGGACGGUCGAAUACUCUUAGUUCCUGGCAAGACUAUAGGGCAAGGUGUCAUGAAAUUUCUUCUACUAAAUCCAGCUGCUUAUUUUAAUGAUAUUGUUAAGGAAGCAAGGGCAGUGAUUGUUGCUGGCGGAACCAUGGAACCCAUUUCCGAUUUCAAAGAUCGAUUAUUCAUUAAGGCUGGUGCAUCACCUGAGAGGAUCAUGUCGUUCUCUUGUGAUCACGUUGUUCCUAAAGAUAACAUAAUGACAAGAAUAGUAACGCAUGGACCCAAUGCAAAACAAUUUAUCUUUACCUAUGGAGAACGUGCAAGUCAUUGCUUGCUUGAAGAAUUAUCUAGAAGUCUUAUAAAUAUCUGCAACGUUGUACCAGCUGGAAUUGUAGUAUUUCUACAGUCCUACACUUAUGAGGAAGUUGUAUAUAAAUACUUAGUAGACCAAAAAUACCUGAACAAAAUAUCUGAUAAGAAGCGUGUCUUUCGUGAACCGAAAUACGCGAACCAAGUCAGUCAAGUCUUAGAAGAAUAUGCUGAAGCAGUGAAAAAUCCACAACCACCACAGAAUGGAGCACUCCUUUUUAGUGUAGUCGGUGGUAAACUGAGUGAAGGUUUAAAUUUUUCUGACGAUUUGGGACGUUGUGUCAUCGUAGUGGGAAUGCCCUAUCCCAAUUUAUUUGCUCCAGAAAUUCGUGAAAAAAUGAAUUACCUAAACGAGAACGUUGGUUAUAAUACAGGAACCAUGUACUAUGAGAAUGCAUGUAUGAAAGCUGUAAAUCAGUGCAUUGGCAGAGCAGUGCGUCAUAUAAAUGAUUAUGCUGGCGUUAUUUUACUUGAUCAGCGUUACACCACUAAAAAGACGUCAUUGCCAAGAUGGAUACAACGUUCUUUAUCAGUCGACAAUUCAUUCGGAAUGACGAUACGUAAUUUGGCUAAAUUUUACUCAACGAAAAAGCAUGCUGAGAGGAUUUCCAGCCAGUCGUAACUCUUCUAGUUUCAAAGGUUUCAAAGAGUCAGUGUCUCUUAAAUCGCGUAUCUGAUGUAUGAAAAAUCAAUAUUUUAUAACAUUUUUUUUCCUACGAUAUUUCGGAG
Molecule: messenger RNA, 2901 nt
Organism: Cephus cinctus (wheat stem sawfly)
Lineage: Eukaryota; Metazoa; Arthropoda; Insecta; Hymenoptera; Cephidae
Product: ATP-dependent DNA helicase DDX11
Exons: 10
Coding region: 188-2794 (868 amino acids)
Biological process (GO): establishment of sister chromatid cohesion; nucleobase-containing compound metabolic process
Cellular component (GO): nucleus
Molecular function (GO): DNA helicase activity; ATP binding; hydrolase activity, acting on acid anhydrides, in phosphorus-containing anhydrides
Source: RefSeq, a predicted model, not a curated record